AAGACGACGGUAAUCAUGUCUCAGCAAGUUCUAAACCUUCGGGAACUUGCUUCCACGAAGCUACAUUGACAGUCAUUCGGGCCGUCAUCUCCAUUCUGGGGAUUUUGGGCUGCUUUUUGCGCAGCGUUUGCAUCUUCCUUCCAGUUGAACGAGCGUACUUUUCUGCGCGUAGUGUCGUGUUAAACGCAUUCCAGGUGUCUCACCUUUCAUGGCAGACGUUCAAACUGAAGUUGGGAGUGGCUUUGUGCGACUUUAGGGUGCGCCCCGAAGAACGCCCGACGCACGCGCAUCCACAACCAACACAGGCGCAAUGAUCUACGCACACGAGCUGGAACAAUGGACGUGUAGCUCUCAAAGAGAUUAAACUACGAAAGAGAAGAAUAAGACGUCUCUCGUGGUUUUCACUUUCACACAACAAGAAUGUCUCGACGAGUCAGACCGGGCUACUAUCGGCAGGAAAUCAACAAAACCUCAUGGGAGGUACCGGAUAGGUACCGUGAUCUGAAGCAGGUGGGGACCGGAGCGUACGGGACUGUGUGCUCAGCAGUGGACGUCAGAACCAGAACCAAAGUGGCCAUCAAGAAGCUGUAUCGACCUUUCCAGUCUGUGCUGUUUGCUAAACGAGCCUACCGCGAGUUGAGGCUCCUCAAACACAUGAAGCAUGAAAAUGUGAUCGGUCUCUUGGAUGUGUUUACCGCUGAUCUCUCUUUGGACAAAUUCAAUGAUUUUUACCUUGUGAUGCCGUUCAUGGGCACAGACCUGGGCAAAGUGAUGAAGCUGCAGAGGCUGUCUGAAGAAAAAAUCCAAUACUUGGUCUAUCAGAUCCUCAAAGGGCUCAAGUAUAUUCAUUCUGCUGGUAUCAUUCACAGGGACCUUAAACCAGGAAAUCUUGCCAUUAACCAAGACUGUGAGCUCAAGAUCUUAGACUUUGGUUUGGCACGUCAGGCCGACAGUGAGAUGACAGGCUAUGUGGUGACUCGCUGGUACCGAGCCCCAGAAGUCAUCUUAAGCUGGAUGCACUACAGCCAGACUGUGGAUAUUUGGUCAGUUGGCUGCAUCAUGGCAGAAAUGCUACAAGGGAAGCCUCUUUUUAAAGGGAAUGACCACCUUGAUCAGCUGACGGAGAUCAUGAAGAUUACAGGAACGCCAUCUCAGGAAUUUAUAGCAAAACUACAAUCGGAUGAUGCCAAAUGCUACGUUAAAGGUCUUCAAAAAGUAGACAAGAAAGACCUUCAUAAAGUGUUCUCUAAAGCCAAUCCCCAAGCUGUGUCUGUGCUGGAACGCAUGUUGUUGCUGGAUCCGGAAAGCAGGGCAACAGCGGCGGACGCCCUCUUGUUGCCGUACUUCACAGAGUUUCGGGAACCUGAAGAGGAGACUGAAGCUCAGCCGUACGACCACUCGCUGGAUAACACAGACCUGCCACUGGAACAGUGGAAACGUCACACUUUCACAGAGAUCCUAACCUUUAAGCCUAUUGUGCCAGAAUCCAAGGAAACCUCUCUGUAAGACACAAUGUUUGUUCUCUCAAAGAAAUAAGAAAACUUUUCAUGAUUUUAUCAGGGACAUUGCUGCUUUCCUUUUGACUUUCCAGCCAUUAUUUGCCUUAUUCAAGUCUUGCGUUGGUCUGGCAGCUUAAAGUCGCACCACUCCUCUGGUACUUCAAUUUCAACAUUCAAAUUUCAAGUUUGCACAAUUAACUUAAGACAAUCAAAUCACUGCGUUUUGCGCUUUUGCUUUAAAUGCAAACGCAAAGAAAUAUGAUUUCGGUUAGACGUACACAUAAGACUAGAUCAGCACAAAGUACGGUACUGUAAAUCGUUUUGUGUCUCUGUAGAACUCAGAAAUGAGUCAUGAUGAUUUGUUAAACUUAGAUUUUAUUUGAGUCAGUCAUAGUUUGGUCGAGAGUCUCUUUUUCUUUGUGAUAAGAUUUAUUAAUGUGACCAGAUGCAUUAUCCAGCAUUCCAUAUUGGUGACCUUUUGCCUUGUUGUUGUAAUAAUAUUGUGUAUUUUACAUUUGUGGGAGAUUUAUUUGGACAUGUGUUCAUUCCGGUGUCCUUAAUAAUGACAGCUAAUAUCAUCCCACUUUCAUUUACUCAUUUAAAUUUUCUAAUGCAUUUGUUAAUUAAUUAGCGUGUCUUUCAGAGAAUCAUUACCGUAUUUUAGCCAGACCUGCCUGUUGUUUUGAAACAAACGGAAUCUUCAUGUUUAGCAAUAACAGAAGAGACAUAUUGAAGCACUAUUCAGAGCUGGUUAAUGCCACAGAAAUGCAAAGAGAGAAAGAUGCUAAACAAAGUACAAAACAAAGCGAAGCGUGCCAAUAUGUACAUGGAUGGUUGGGCGGUUUUGUUAAUAAAAGACAUACAACAGUU
Molecule: messenger RNA, 2369 nt
Organism: Hippocampus zosterae (dwarf seahorse)
Lineage: Eukaryota; Metazoa; Chordata; Actinopteri; Syngnathiformes; Syngnathidae
Gene: mapk12a
Product: mitogen-activated protein kinase 12a
Exons: 12
Coding region: 421-1506 (361 amino acids)
Biological process (GO): protein phosphorylation; intracellular signal transduction
Cellular component (GO): nucleus; cytoplasm
Molecular function (GO): ATP binding; MAP kinase activity
Source: RefSeq, a predicted model, not a curated record